Molecule: messenger RNA, 1374 nt
Organism: Aplysia californica (California sea hare)
Lineage: Eukaryota; Metazoa; Mollusca; Gastropoda; Aplysiida; Aplysiidae
Product: WD repeat-containing protein 89
Exons: 14
Coding region: 151-1302 (383 amino acids)
Molecular function (GO): protein binding
Source: RefSeq, a predicted model, not a curated record
AACAUUCGGGGCUUCUGUAAACUGUAAACACCAAGUGCUAAACAUCUGCACCAUGUGUAUUUAAGCAUGUGGUUCUGAAGAACAAGAAAGGCAUUGACUUGAAGUUCCUGCUUUGGUCAGAGUACAUACAGGCAGAAUUAAUCUCGCACAAUGGAGAAUGUGUCAGAGUUGUUACAACAGUUGAACCAACUCCACUUGGCGGAGAAGUCAGCGGUACAGAUUCAUAAAGCCGAGCCAGAUUAUGUGCUAGACUUUGCAGUGCAGUCCAGUGAGCCUGACCCUCUUGUAGCAGCCGUGUGCAGCAACUUCAAUAUUCGUCUCAUGUUGAGGAGUCGUCUAACUACCAAAACUAGCCUUUGUGGUCAUAAAAGUACAGUCACUGGAGUGACAUUUGGCAAAACAGACCCAAAUGUGGCGUUCUCAUGUUCCAAGGACAAGUCUGUGAGAUGUUGGGAUGUCAGGACGAAUUCUGAAACACAGAUUUUAAAAACUCCCCCUAACGUACAAGGUGACUUCCUGUCUGUGGAUGUGAGUCACUCGGACCAUCUGCUGUGUGCCGGCACUGAGAAGAUCAGCGAUGACGCUUUCUUGCUCUUUUGGGACUUGAGAAAAAGGGCAGUGCUUGGAUGUUAUAAUGAAUGCCAUGAUGAUGACAUUACUCAGGUGUCUUUCAAGCCAGGCAGUGAUCAGUAUCUAGCAUCGGGGUCUUCCGACGGCCUCGUGUGCACGUUUGACCUGUCAGAGACUUCUGAAGAAGAUGCUUUACAGGUCACAUCCAAUGCGUCAUCCGAUGUUGCUCGUGUUGGUUGGUGCGGAGAAGACGACAGCUGUGUUUACUGUGUCACCUCCGACAACAUGUUCUAUGUGUGGGAUGCACUGGAGGGAGAUGAAUUAAGUGCAAUAGAGGAUCUCCAAAGUGUUCUAGGGGAAGCGAGUCCUGUCCAGUAUUUAGUGGACUGUAUACCAGAGCUGACUGCAGUAACAGACAAGUCAUCGGCGCUUACAGUUGGUGGCACUCACAGUGGUGAUGUCCAGCUGAUAUCUCAUUCCUCGUCUGGGUCACACAUCUCAGCUACAUUGUCUGGUGGUCACUCAGCGACGAUUCGAUGUUCUCAUUGGGACAAUAAGAGCAAGACACUCCUUACCGGUGCCGAGGACUCUCUCCUGUGUCUGUGGUCUAUGGAUGCUGAUGCUUCGUUCUCAGCAAAUACAAAAGAGAAAGCUGCUAAUAAGAUGAGAGGCAAGGCGAGUGUCACGGGAGAUGGUCGCAAACCUUACAACAAAGGAAGGAAGAAAAAGUGAAGAGACUGCCAUGUACUGCUACUGUUGUGAAUGAGCAUGAUUUUUAAUAAAAGUGUUUACAGUAUCAUAUUC